AUGGGCGUUCAAGAAAAAACAUUCCUGUUGUUAACAGUGUUAUCAAUUUGUAAAUAUGCCUGGACCAGUAACUUCAUGACAGUAAAAACAAUAGGCGAUUCGAACACCAUACUUCAGAAAAUCCGGCAAUACAAUGAAUCAAACGAUUUGUAUGUUGGAGGUCCGAAUAAGUUAUUCCAACUGUCGGCUGAUCUUGAGGUUUUGUUUGAAGUCGUGACGGGACCAACUAAUGAUAAUCGUCAUUGCUUACCAGAGCCAGACGUGUGUGAAGACUACGAGCGGAAGCCCACUGCCAACAAUAUCAGCGUCUUGGAGAUAGAUCAUUCCAAGAAAAAGUUGUUAGUCUGUGGAACUGGAGCACAAGGGUUAUGUCAUAUGCACAGUUUAGUCAACAUUACCAAAAAACAGACUAUGGUACACGAUGCCAUCACAAAUUUUGUUGGAAGCGGAACAUCAAGUGAAGUGUUCUUCAAAGUAUCGAACAACGAAAAUUUUUUAUAUGUGAUGCAAAGCUACGAUGAUCGUAGUUUGGAUUAUUCCCCUUUGUUUCUGUCAACAAGGAGGAUAACUCAGUUACCACAAGGUCGAGGGUAUAACAUAACCUACAAGGAAUACGAUGCGGAGAGCGAGGUAUUUUCGGGACUUGAUAUAGACAUAGAUCUAAAACCAACCUAUUACAUGAAAGCAUUACUGUCGUUUAGUUACAAAGAACAUGGCUUUUUCUUGAUGGAGCAACAAAAAUUGGAGGGUAACCCAAACCAAUUUGUGAUAAAACUGGGACGCAUUUGUUUUGAUGAUCCUGUCUACUAUUCGUACACAGAAAUUGAACUUCAAUGCAACUAUGGCAUUCCAGUUUACAGAUAUAACGUUGUGACAACGGCACUCGUCGAAGGCAAGUUCCUUUAUUACGCUGCAGGGCGAGCUUCCAAAGAUUCUCGAGAUUACAAUCCUGAUUCUGGCUCAGCUCUAUGUGUGUUCAAUCUCGACGAACUAAAUUCAUACAUUGAAGAAAAGUCAAUACUUUGUUACGAAAAUGGAGAAGGGUAUCGUCCAUUUUGGAUUUUUAAUCGAGACAAGUCUGUGAGGAAGUGUAAACAGCAAGAACUCAUCGUAAAAAAUAUCCAAGAGAACACAUUUGCUUUUUGCGGCACCAGUUAUAAUAGAGGUAUUGAAAUAGAGAAACCGUUUUAUCAGAAUAAAGCCAUUUAUGGAAACGAACAAAUUAUAAUUACGGCCAUUCAGCCAGUCGUACAAAAUGGCCUUGAUUACAUCAUCAUUGGGACAAAAGAUGGUCAUGUUAUGAAGAUUAUAGAAAACAUGGAAAGAAUGAAAUAUAAAGAGUUUUUGAACGUCAAAAUCAGUAAUUCUAGUAUCAGUUCUAGUUUGAUUCUUAACAGCAAUAAACUAUAUUUGCUCUCUGGAAACAAGGUUAUAAAAUUUCUGAUAGAUACAUGUAGCGUUCAUCAAGAUUGUGACUCUUGUUUAUCGAGUCGUGACCCCCUGGGCUGUGGCUGGUGUAAAGAUCAGUGUUUGACAGCCACGAAUUGUAUGAAGAUUGGUGGUGAGAGCAACAGGAAUAAAUGUCCGCCUUCUUUAUAUUCGAUUUACCCUCUAAAUGGACCAACUACUGGGGGAACCAUCCUGACAUUAGAGGGGCAGAAUUUUGGGGGACCUAGUUCAACAUUAACAGUGAAGUUGUCCAAUGUCAAUUGUAAAGUUAUAGCAUGGAAUACCUCUAGCUUAACUUGUACAACGCAGCCUGCGAGUGGACCUCAAACCAGUACAGUUCAACUCAAUGUUUUAGAUCAGAUGCUGACUGGUGAAAGAAAUUAUAACGUUGAUGGAAGUGUCUAUUCUACUCAACACUUUUCCUAUAAGGAAACAGUGGUGUCGAUGUUUGAGCCUACGUAUGGCCCAGUGGCUGGUGGCACUGAUAUUUCUAUACGUGGAGAGAAUCUAGAUAUUGGCUUAAACCGUUCCGUGUCUGUGGCUUAUGACUUUAAUUGUGAAAUAUUCAAUUUGACAUCUGAUUUGAUAAAUUGUAAAACUGUUCCUUGGAACAAGACAUCAGGAUUUAUCGAUCGACAGCGUAGAUCAGUAGACACAGACGCUAAAGGUCGUGGACCUCUCAGGUUGACCAUAGAUGGCGCUGAAUUCACAUCAGAUGCUAUGGAGAAUUCCAAUUUUUACUAUUUACCAAACCCUGUUAUCUCUCAGAUUAAUCCACGAAAAGCCUUUAGAAGUGGUGGCAUACCUUUAAUAGUUCAAGGUAAACAUUUAGAUUCGGUUGCUAUGCCGUAUCUAAGGGCUUCAAUCGGUAAUGAAGAUAUUGCAGAUAAGCAGCUAUGCACAGUCAAUCCUGGGGGUGAGUCUAUGACCUGCCCUUCAUUAGAUGUGAGGUCAGUCAUUGUGGACAUCGACCCCAAUGACCCUGCAGAAGUUAAUAUUUGGUUUGUGAUGGAUGGCGUGUCUGACUUGCGGAACUUUCAUCAGACCCAGGGAGACCUCAGCAGUAUGACCUAUUACCCAGAUCCUGAUUUCGACAGUUUUCCAGGUAUUGGAAACGGAAGAAAUUUUCAAGGAUUCAGUAAAAGUGAUGUGAAAGUUAUAAUCAAUGGUAAACUGUGUAAUGUGACAGAUAUUAAAACAAACAGUCUGGUAUGUUCUCCCGGAAAUAAACCAAAACAGGUAGACCCAGACAACCAGGAUAAACUUAAAGUUCAGGUAACCGUUGGUAAUUUGGUGUUUGAUAUAGGAUUUUUAGUGUACACCAUGACGAGCGACGCUGGUUCCACAAUGAUUAUAGUACUCGGCCUUAUUAUUGCGUUGGUCGUCAUAGCAGUCAUUAUUAUCCUUCUGAUCAUGAAGAAGAAGCGAUUGGGGUUUUUCAAGCCGAGGUUAGACGAUCGAAGUAUACGUUACACACAAGGUGAUCAAAUUGGUAUCGAAGGUUUCGCUCCGGCAGAAGGCAUUACAUAUAAUUUGGAAAAUCGGCAAAAUAACUAUACAGAGCGAGGUGCUAUGGAACAAAUUUCAGCCACUGAUCUCAUAGAUGAUGAUCUACUAGCUUUGAUAACCAACGAAAACUUACUGAUCGGGAGUGAGCACUUGAUGAAAACUGAUAUUCUUGGACAAGGUAAUUUCGGCUGUGUGUAUAAAGGAUUUCUUACGACACCAGAUGAAAAGGGAGAUAAGCUUGUUGCCGUUAAAACAUUACAUCAUAUUAAAACAAACAGUCUGGUAUGUUCUCCCGGAAAUAAACCAAAACAGGUAGACCCAGACAACCAGGAUAAACUUAAAGUUCAGGUAACCGUUGGUAAUUUGGUGUUUGAUAUAGGAUUUUUAGUGUACACCAUGACGAGCGACGCUGGUUCCACAAUGAUUAUAGUACUCGGCCUUAUUAUUGCGUUGGUCGUCAUAGCAGUCAUUAUUAUCCUUCUGAUCAUGAAGAAGAAGCGAUUGGGGUUUUUCAAGCCGAGGUUAGACGAUCGAAGUAUACGUUACACACAAGGUGAUCAAAUUGGUAUCGAAGGUUUCGCUCCGGCAGAAGGCAUUACAUAUAAUUUGGAAAAUCGGCAAAAUAACUAUACAGAGCGAGGUGCUAUGGAACAAAUUUCAGCCACUGAUCUCAUAGAUGAUGAUCUACUAGCUUUGAUAACCAACGAAAACUUACUGAUCGGGAGUGAGCACUUGAUGAAAACUGAUAUUCUUGGACAAGGUAAUUUCGGCUGUGUGUAUAAAGGAUUUCUUACGACACCAGAUGAAAAGGGAGAUAAGCUUGUUGCCGUUAAAACAUUACAUC
Molecule: messenger RNA, 3802 nt
Organism: Lottia gigantea (owl limpet)
Lineage: Eukaryota; Metazoa; Mollusca; Gastropoda; Lottiidae
Exons: 18
Biological process (GO): protein phosphorylation; regulation of cell migration; semaphorin-plexin signaling pathway involved in axon guidance
Cellular component (GO): semaphorin receptor complex
Molecular function (GO): protein kinase activity; ATP binding; protein binding
Source: RefSeq, a predicted model, not a curated record